AACUGCUCCAAAAGAAUGUGUUUUUCUCCCAUUCUGGAAAUCAACAUGCAGUCUGAAUCUAACAUUACAGUGCGAGAUGACAUUGAUGACAUCAACACCAAUAUGUACCAACCACUAUCAUAUCCAUUAAGCUUUCAAGUGUCUCUCACCGGAUUUCUUAUGUUAGAAAUUGUAUUGGGACUUGGCAGCAACCUCACCGUACUGGUACUUUACUGCAUGAAAUCCAACUUAAUCAACUCUGUCAGUAACAUUAUUACGAUGAAUCUUCAUGUACUUGAUGUAAUCAUUUGUGUGGGAUGUAUUCCUCUAACUAUAGUUAUCCUUCUGCUUUCACUGGAGAGUAACACUGCUCUCAUCUGCUGUUUCCAUGAGGCCUGUGUAUCUUUUACAAGUGUCUCAACAGCAAUCAACGUUUUUGCUAUCACUUUGGACAGAUAUGACAUCUCUGUAAAGCCUGCAAACCGAAUUCUGACAAUGGGCAGAGCUGUAAUGCUAAUGAUAUCCAUUUGGAUUUUUUCAUUUUUCUCUUUCCUGAUUCCCUUUAUUGAGGUAAAUUUUUUCAGCCUUCAAAGUGGAAAUACAUGGGAAAACAAGACACUUUUGUGUGUCAGUACGAAUGAAUACUACACUGAACUGGGAAUGUAUUAUCACCUGCUAGUACAGAUCCCAAUAUUCUUUUUCACUGUCAUAGUAAUGUUAAUCACAUACACCAAAAUACUUCAGGCUCUCAAUAUUCGAAUAGGCACAAGAUUCUCAACAGGGCAGAAGAAGAAAGCAAGAAAGAAAAAGACAAUUUCUCUAACCACACAACAUGAGACUACAGACAUGUCACAAAGCAGUGGUGGGAGAAAUGUAGUCUUUGGUGUUAGAACUUCAGUCUCUGUAAUAAUUGCCCUCCGGCGAGCUAUGAAACGACAUCGUGAACGACGAGAAAGGCAAAAGAGAGUCUUCAAAAUGUCUUUAUUGAUUAUUUCUACAUUUCUUCUCUGCUGGACACCAAUUUCUGUUUUAAAUACCACUAUUUUAUGUUUAGGCCCAAGUGACCUUUUAGUAAAAUUAAGGUUGUGUUUUCUAGUCAUGGGUUAUGGAACAACUAUAUUUCAUCCUCUAUUAUAUGCAUUUACUAGACAAAAAUUUCAAAAGGUCUUGAAAAGUAAAAUGAAAAAGCGAGUUGUUUCCAUAGUAGAAGCUGAUCCCAUGCCUAAUAAUGCUGUAAUACACAAUUCUUGGAUAGAUCCUAAAAGAAACAAAAAAAUUACCUUUGAAGAUAGUGAAAUAAGAGGAAAAUGUUUAGUACCUCAGGUUGUCACAGACUAGG
This is a messenger RNA of Balaenoptera acutorostrata (minke whale), 1318 nucleotides long. RefSeq names its product G protein-coupled receptor 22 (gene GPR22). The record is from RefSeq and is a predicted model, not a curated record. The transcript has a single exon. Gene Ontology annotation, biological process: G protein-coupled receptor signaling pathway. Gene Ontology annotation, cellular component: membrane. Lineage: Eukaryota; Metazoa; Chordata; Mammalia; Artiodactyla; Balaenopteridae. Gene Ontology annotation, molecular function: peptide binding; G protein-coupled receptor activity. The coding region runs from base 16 to 1317 and encodes 433 amino acids.